Molecule: messenger RNA, 2283 nt
Organism: Dictyostelium discoideum AX4
Lineage: Eukaryota; Evosea; Eumycetozoa; Dictyosteliales; Dictyosteliaceae
Exons: 2
Coding region: 1-2283 (760 amino acids)
Molecular function (GO): zinc ion binding
Source: RefSeq, a predicted model, not a curated record
AUGAUAUCCAAUCAAAAUAUAAUAAAUAAUAAUAUUGAUAAUAAUAAAAAGUGUACACUUCACCCAAACAAAGAUAUAAUAUUCUUUUGUUUAGAUUGUAAAUUAAUACCAUGUUGUAUUCAAUGUAUAUCAAGUAAAGGUGAACAUCAUGGUCAUAAAACUGAUCCAUUAGAAUCAACUUCAAAUAUUCUUUCAUUAAUGAAUAAUUUUAAAGAUGAUGUAUAUCAAAAAGUAAUUGACAGAAUAGAAACCAAUGAAAAAAUAUUAAAACAAUCAAAUGAUAAAUACAAUGAAAUUCAAUCACAAUUUGAUAUUAAUAAUAAUUCAUUAAAAAAAGAAAUUAAAAAAAUUCAUGAUAUCAUUUCAAUCAUAGAAUUAGAUAUUCAAAAACAAUUAGAAACAACCUUUGAAAAUAAUACAUUAAUAAAUACAAUUAUAACUUCUUCAAUCAAUAAUGAUAAUCAAAUACUUUCAACUAUAAUUAAUUAUAAAAAUGAAAAUGAAAAUGAAAAUGAAAAUGAAAAUGAAAAUGAAAAUGAAAAUGAAAAUGAAAAUGAUAAUAUUACAACCAUUGAAAAAUUAAAUCAAAUUAUAAAAUUUAAUGAUCAACAAAUUUAUGAUAAUGGAGAUGAUUUUAUUAUCGAUAGAGAUACUAUUAAAAUUAUUAAACAAUAUCAACAAUCAUUAAUAGUAUUAAAUAAUAAUAAUAAUAUCGAUUAUUCAAAUAAAUUAAAUGAAUACGAUAAUCAAAUCAUUCAUUUCAAUAAUCAGAUAAUUGAUGAUAUUAAAAAUAAUUUAAAAUCAAUUUAUACCUUAGAUAAUUGUAGAUUUAAAAUUGAAUUUGAUGAAAAUAAUAAUAAAUUUUUUAAAUGUGAUAUUAAACAAGAAUUAAUAAUUGGUUCAAUUCCUAAUACUGUAACGAAUAUAUCUUUAGAAGAUGGAUUCAAUCAAAAAUUAACACCAGGUAUAUUACCAGAUAGUGAUGGAUGGUUGAGUUUAGGUGAUAUUAAACAAGAAUUAAUAAAUGGUUCAAUUCCUAAUACUGUAACUCAUGUCUCUUUAAAAGAUGGAUUCAAUCAAAAAUUAACACCAGGUAUAUUACCAGAUAGUGUUAAAUCCUUGUUUAUAGGUGAUAUUAAACAAGAAUUAAUGAUUGGUUCAAUUCCUAAUACUGUAACUCAUGUCUAUUUAGAUGAUGGAUUCAAUCAAAAAUUAACACCAGGUAUAUUACCAGAUAGUGUUGAAUCGUUGUAUUUAGGUGAUAUUAAACAAGAAUUAAUAAUUGGUUCAAUUCCUAAUAAUGUAACUCAUGUCUAUUUAAUAGAUGGAUUCAAUCAAAAAUUAACACCAGGUAUAUUACCAGAUAGUGUUAAAUCGUUGGAUUUAGGUGAUAUUAAACAAGAAUUAAUAAAUGGUUCAAUUCCUAAUACUGUAAGGAGUGUCUCUUUAAAAGAUGGACUCAAUCAAAAAUUAACACCAGGUAUAUUACCAGAUAGUGUUAAAUUGUUGUAUUUAGGUGAUAUUAAACAAGAAUUAAUAAUUGGUUCAAUUCCUAAUACUGUAACUCAUGUAUCUUUAUUUGAUGGAUUCAAUCCAAAAUUAACACCAGGUAUAUUACCAGAUAGUGUUGAAUGGUUGUAUUUAGGUGAUAUUAAACAAGAAUUAAUAAAUGGUUCAAUUCCUAAUACUGUAAGGAGUGUCUCUCUAAAAGGUGGAUUCAAUCAAAAAUUAACACCAGGUAUAUUACCAGAUAGUGUUGAAUCGUUGGAUUUAGGUGAUAUUAAACAAGAAUUAAUAAUUGGUUCAAUUCCUAAUACUGUAGCUCGUGUCUCUCUAUUGGAUGGAUUCAAUCAAAAAUUAACACCAGGUAUAUUACCAGAUAGUGUUAAAUUGUUGUAUUUAGGUGAUAUUAAACAAGAAUUAAUAAUUGGUUCAAUUCCUAAUACUGUAGCUCGUGUCUCUCUAUUGGAUGGAUUCAAUCAAAAAUUAACACCAGGUAUAUUACCAGAUAGUGUUGAAUGGUUGGAUUUAUGUGAUAUUAAACAAGAAUUAAUGAUUGGUUCAAUUCCUAAUACUGUAGCUCGUGUCUCUUUAAAAGAUGGAUUCAAUCAAAAAUUAACACCAGGUAUAUUACCAGAUAGUGUUGAAUCCUUGUAUUUAGGUGAUAUUAAACAAGAAUUAAUGAUUGGUUCAAUUCCUAAUACUGUAAAGGAAGUUGAUGUUUCCGAAAGUUUUAAACUUCAAAUUGAACCUUAUGUCUCAAAAAAUGUAAAAAUAAUUUAA